ACAUCUCUUCGUCGUCACAGCACGCGCUCGAGCCGGCGAGGUGUCGAAGAGAGCCACAGAGCGAGAGAGAGAGAGAGAGGGAGAGAGAGCGACGGAGAUGGGGGCGGAGUGCUGUUACGAGGUAUCCCAGAUCGCCUACAUAAAGCUCGUCCUCCACGCCCUCAAGCACCGUUCCGCCGCCGUCAACGGCCUCCUCCUCGGCCGCCUCCGCCAAGACGGAGGCGCCACCGCCACGGUCGAGAUUGCCGACACCGUCCCCCUCUCCCACUCCCAGAUCGGCCUCCUCCCCGCGCUCGAGCUCGCCCUCAUCCAGAUCGAGGAGCAUUUUGAGGCACAGGGGUUGAGUGUUGUCGGUUACUACCACGCCAACGAGAGGCACGACGACGUGGAGCUCGGCAACGCCGCCAAGAAGAUCGGGGAUCAUAUCUUCCGUUACUUCCCUCGGGCCGCCGUUCUCCUGUUGGAUAAUAAGAAGCUGGAAAGGCUGCAAUCAUCGAAGGGCAGGGAUCCUGUUGUGCAGCUAUACACAAGGGAUUCAUCAAAAAGUUGGCGUCAGACUGGAUCAGAUGGAAGUAACCAGUUGACUUUGAAAGAGCCAGCAGCCAAUGUAGUGUUAUUAGAUUAUAUUUCCUCUGAAAAAUGGCAAGAAAUAGUUGACUUUGAUGAUCAUCUUGAUGAUAUUAGCAAGGACUGGCUGAAUCCGGGCUUGUUCAAUUAAUUCGGGUGGUUAUUUAUUACUUAUUUGUUAUCGUUAGACAUACCACCAGCAUCAAUUUUCAUAAAGUAAAUUUUUGUUUGCUAAUCUUCCCCCCACCCCCCCCCCCCCCCCCCCCCAAAAAAAAAUUGGUUCCUGCUGUUGAGACAUGUAUGCGUGCUCUGCUUUACGCACAAAGAACUGCUUUUACUAAACUAGCUCGAGUGCCAUGACUGUCAUGUCUUCAUAAGGGACACCGUUGCUGUUGAAACCUUGGUAAUUUUUGCAUGUGAUGGACAUUUUACUUGCUUCUUCUCCAAGGACUGACUGUAGUCUUCUAGUAGUUGGUACUCAGAUCGAAGAAAUGGAAACUAGAAACAGGCUUCUCUAUCUAAUCGCACAUUUGCAAACCCACUGAUGUCCCUGUGACCUGUGCUUCAUUUCUGCCACAUUAGGCUGUCGAACUAGAUUAACCUAUGUUCACUUUGUUCGUUCAGUUGUUAUUCUGGCAUUCUGUGCUGUCCUUUUUUGAUGGUGAAAUGCUUUCUUAGGUGUUUAUUCUGGUAACCUUCUGUUUAUUGUGGAUGGAUAUGCCUCGUCCAUUACCAAAAUUGCAAUUAGCAGUAACCUGUAAUUGUCCGUGCAGCCGUCAGAUAUCAUUUUUUUGUGAUCUGAUUUGUGCAUUAGCCUUCUUUGAACUCAUAGCGAUAAAAUUUCCAAGCAUUAGAAACUAGCUAGAUUUAAGGCUUACAGAUGCCAACAAUAACGUAAAUUACAUAUUAAAAUCGACAUGAAUGGGCUUCAAGGUGGGUACGGAUAGCUUGAGUCGGCCUAUUAAGGGCCCAAUUAGGAAGUUUGACCAAACGGACCGUACCUCACCAGUACUUGCAAUCCGCACGUGCCGAACGUGUGCUGCAAAGUGUUGUAGACGCCGAUAAGUUCGAUGGCCGAUUGGAUCACAAAGACAAGGUGGGAAAUGGAGUCGCUACUUCGUCUCCGCAACCACCAUCACUGCCAUUCUCGCCUUCGUCCUCCACCUCUUCUUCCGCACCACCACCGCCUCAGGAGAUGUAUCCUCCUCGUUCCUUGCCCCUACCACCUCCGAGGAUCCUCUCUUAUCGCCCGAGCAGAGCUGCCACCUCGAGAAGCCGGAACCGGGCAGAGCGCCGGCGAAGCACCUCUGCCCGUCUCUUCUCCGCCGCCUUCAUCUCCUACACCUACAAAGCCGGAAGGAAAAGGGACCGGAUUCGGUGGAUCGCCCGCUUCCGCAUCGAAGAAGAGGAAGAAGAAGGGCUCGGUUGUUCGACGCUCUCCCAUAGACAGGAGCUCUCUCGUGUAUUCGGCGAGUAAAGAGGACCAGUUGCAGCAGCCGGCUGUGAACGAGAGUGCCUUCCUUCUCACUUGGUUGGGCCUGGGCGUGAUCAUCCUCGUUGAGGGCCUCGGGUUGGCUGCGGCAGGCUUCUUACCAGAGGAGUGGGAUAGCUUUUUUGUGAAAUAUAUUUAUCCUUCCUUCACUCCAACAGUCCUCUUGUUUCUUGGUGGUACCGUUGCUUAUGGGGUCUUCAAGUACUUUCAGGCUGAGAAAAUGAAGAGCUAAGUGGAGAACAAAUGGUAAAACCAGGGAGUUGUUCUGUCGUUGUAUCAUACGAAUCAUUUGUGAUUAUUACAUCUGAUCUUGUUGGUUAA
Molecule: messenger RNA, 2380 nt
Organism: Musa acuminata AAA Group (dessert banana)
Lineage: Eukaryota; Viridiplantae; Streptophyta; Magnoliopsida; Zingiberales; Musaceae
Product: ER membrane protein complex subunit 8/9 homolog
Exons: 6
Coding region: 98-718 (206 amino acids)
Cellular component (GO): chloroplast; EMC complex
Source: RefSeq, a predicted model, not a curated record